This is a messenger RNA of Penicillium longicatenatum, 3195 nucleotides long. RefSeq names its product DUF3723 domain-containing protein. The transcript has 3 exons. The record is from RefSeq and is a predicted model, not a curated record. Bases 1 to 3195 code for a protein of 1064 amino acids. NCBI's taxonomy places the organism in Eukaryota, Fungi, Ascomycota, Eurotiomycetes, Eurotiales, Aspergillaceae.
AUGAAUAAUUUUAUGUACACGGAUCCUGAGCUGCAGGUUCUGACAGAAAGGUGUCGGAAAUACCAAGGGACGGCCAAGAUUAACAUCAAUCAGAUUACUUCCCAUCCAUCAGUCUCGCGACAUAUAAGUGAGAAGAAUGUGGGAAGACUUUGUGAAAUAUUUGACAAGGAAGGUUGUCGAAGGCUUGAUGUCCACAACCACGUGAGUGCUGUUGUGUCAAUCCAGCAUCUCCACGAGGCUCUUCAAGCAGCAGGGAUAAACACCGCCGACUUGCUGACCGAUCAACCGAGUCGCUUCCCACAUCUCCAUUUCUCCGCUGGUGCCAUAAAGUGUCUUCAUGGCCAACACCGAUUGAAGGCUGGAGAACUGUUUCUACCAUCGAUCGAUCAGUGGUGGACUGUUGACCUGUAUCUGGAUGACAUUAGUCCGAAUCUUCAAACUAGCCUCGUUGACGAAUAUUCGAACGAGAGGGUUCCGAGCGAUGGCGAAAUUUACGUCAAAGUCCGCCAAUAUCGGAAUCAAGCAAACGCACACUUCGAGAAUCGAUGGUUGGCGCGGCUCUCAGACAACAAAACAAGGCGGCUUCGCGGACUGGAGUCUCAUCCAAGUGUUCGAGCUGCUUUUGACUCGUUACUCGCACUGCCAUCGUUGCUGAUACACGGAAUGCAAAUUGGGUCUCUUCCUCAUGCGUUGGCUAUUUGCUGUGACGAGGAGAUGGUUCACGCGUUAAAUCAGUUACUGCAAUUCUGGUCUACACUCGUGGGGCACGAUCGUGCUAAAAUGCUUAGAAUUGACACUCAUACCGUGGACACAUUGCAACUCCUGGCGCCUGGAGUCUCCUCGAAGGAUAGAACCACCGUGAAAGGCAUUGUACAUAGUGGUGAAGUCUUUUCAAAUUUCACAGACUCAGAACGGUCAUCGAUUUGGAAACGAUUGAAAAAGACAGAUCGAAUCAUUCCAUCUCUGUAUACAUUUUUCAAAGAUCUCUGGUAUCUGGAGUCAUGCGCAAACUGCAUGAAACGACUUAUCACACCUUCCAGAUCUUUCCCGACGAUCAGAGGCGCUAUACGUGCGGCUUAUUCGACCCACAAUCCUACCCAUGAGCAGUUCUUGAUACAAACAUCCGAAACUGGGUUUCGAUAUUAUUCGCAUUCACAGGGAGACCCUGCAGAACUUGGUUAUCGGCAGCUCUGGCUUUAUGCGAUGCGUCAUUACCCCAAUUUGUCCAAAGUGCCACAGAAGAAAGACCCUACAGCGAAGGCAAAUCGUGAGGCGGUAGAGCCUAUGGUACUGUACGACAUGGCUAUACUCGCAAAGAGGCUCGGCUUUCAAUCGCCACAAAUCGAGCAGCUCAUCCAGCAGUCGCCAGAUCGGAAAAUCGCGCAAGAGGCUCUUUUGAGAGCCCGUCGACCAGAUCGUUAUCGGUAUAAUGAGAGAGAAGUAGAAACCCUAAUCAACAAAGUGACUGAGUGCUUCUUGAGGGCUAUCCCACUUGACCAUCCGCUUCCAGGGCACAGCGUUGGUGGAAGAGAAACCAAAAAAGAAUCUCGGUGUGGACAUCCGCAAAUCCAAGCACAAUUGCAAGACUGUCCGUUUCUUUUCAUCGACCAACUCCAUGGCGAUUCCUUCCAAAGGGAACGGAAGGCUACCUCCACUUUGGUGAGGAGAAGUGUCUAUUUUACCUUCUUUAGCCAACUGUCAAUGCCCAGUGUGAAUGGGAAUCUUACAGGUGUAUCUCCAAAUCCUGACGUGCCGAUGUCUCCACUCUUUGUCCCGAGCGAUCGAUCGCCGCAAGAUGAAGGGAUAGAUGAUAUAGAGGCAGAGAGCUCAGGAGCCGAACAGGAAAGCAGCUUGGAACGGCAGCGCGUGAAAAUUGCACGCCGAGAGCAACGUCGGCAGAAACGAGUGGAGAAACGAGCUAAGAAGUUACGGAGGCGACAGCAACGAGAGCAACGAAAGCACCAAUCCUCACGUGCCAGCCGUUAUUCAACAUCUUCUUCCAGAAACUUUCCUGAAAGCGAAAAUGGGCAUUUUGAUUCGGAAGAAAGCGGUAUAAACGAGACAUUGGAACCGAUAGCCGAGACCGAAUCAGGGACAUUCGGAAAUCGGGAGAUAAUAGGUGAAAAUGAAGAAUCAGAAAAUCACGCCGAGUUAGCAUUUGAGGGCGAGCAGCCGCAAGGAAGGAGUGAAGAGAGUAUUUGGGAAGAUGCCAGUUUGGAAGAGAAUACAAGCGAACAAGAUGACGAGGCGACAGAAACAGCGGCGCAACAUUCUCCAGCUGCGGAAGUUCAAAGAGCGCUGAACAUUUUAGAGGGACAUGGGCCUUCGAAUAUUAUAUCGGGUCCCUCUAGGGUUUUGGGCAGAAAAAGCACGGCAUUACGAGAGAAGGCCAAGUUCAAACCAUACGACCAGACACAGCGGCGCCAAAGAACCCGAAAACCGGCCAUCUCGCCCCAGGAGACUCUGGAGCAGGAUAUAAAUGCACUGUUGCAUCCGGCUGCCCGGGAACAGAGACAUAUUACUCAGAUUAAUUUCCUCGAGGCACAGCAUCGUUCUCCGUCGGCAACGAAUGAAGAACAAAGCUCACGACCCAUUGCCAGUCCAACUGGCCAGACUCAAGACGGCCAGCAAAUGCUAGAAGAGACAGUAGGCUCAGUCGAGUUUGACCCACAGCCAGAAUUGCCGAGCUCUACCGAUCAGCACCCCUCAUUGUCAUCACCACCACCACCACCACCAGAAGAAUUCUCCACGCAGACUGACACGCGCUCACAAAAGGAAAAAGCCGGCGCAGAAAGACCGUUUGAGGAAGAAGAUAAGUCUUCGGGACGAGGCGAAGGAGCAAACGACACGACCACGCGCUCUGCGGUAACAAUCACGUUCCGUGCACGUGAUGAAAACGGUGAGUGGAAUCGCUUAGUUCACGAAGUAGUGGUUGACCCAUCGGACUCGUCUCCGGUGGAGCGAAUGGCAGCCAAGCAGGCGCGAGCACACCAGGCAACCUAUUACGACCGGAAUUUACGGCAGGUACCCCCUGGGCAGUGCUUCGAUGCGGCAAUUGAGGAUGGCACGAACACGAUUUUUAUGACAUUCGGCGACGAUAUGGCUGUAAGUGAGGAGACGGUGGAUUCAAUUACACGGGCACUCCAAGUGGGCGAUGGCGAUGAUCAGCCGUCGAAACGCAAGCAACGGACUUGA